This is a messenger RNA of Aureobasidium musti, 1134 nucleotides long. The record is from the annotation of a GenBank genome assembly. NCBI's taxonomy places the organism in Eukaryota, Fungi, Ascomycota, Dothideomycetes, Dothideales, Saccotheciaceae.
GGAAUUGCUGAGAUCCUGAUUGGGCCUUUUCCAUACCCCGCCCACUGGCUGGUGGUAUGUUCUACAAUUCUCUAUGUUACAGAGAUUGUCCUGUUCUUCACGUUCUUGGCUCUGUUGAUAGCGGAAUGGGUCAUGUACCCACAUGUGGCUGUUCGACGCAUUAUGAGCAAUCCGGAAGAGAUGGGAACUUAUGCUAUUCCUCCAAUCGCCCUCAUGGUCAUGGCUUCUCUCACCAUCACACAGGUCAGCAACGGUCCGUGGGGAGGCCACGCUUUUACCCUGGUGGGAUAUGUCGUGUGGUGGAUAGGUCUUGCUUGGAUCUUUGUGACUGGAGUCGUGGUUCUGGCUAUCUUGUUCUAUACUGGAAACCAAUCCAACAGAACUGUGACCCUGGUUCUGUUCAUGGCACCCAUGGGACUCGCCACAGCUGCUACGGAGGCCGGAAACAUCACCAUCUUUGGGUUCGGAAUGUCUGCGAGACUUGCUGUGCCUCAGAUUUUUGUCGGGUACUUUGCUGCUGGUUCGGCCUUNUUUAUGGCCAUUCUUCUUUACACCGUGUUUUUCCACCACUUGCUGUCGGUUGGAUGGGGUCCCUAUGCUAAACGAGCUGGACUUUUCAUCUUGUUGUCGACAGCAUUCCAAUUGCUCGGCGAAUCCGCGUCUGACUUCCGGCGAUUUGCAGAGUACAAACCCGCAUCAGUCCAUCCUCCAGUCGGCAGUACAUUCUGGACAGAAGCUAGCGCGCGAGGCAUCGACGACGCUGGCAUUCUCUUUGCCCUGCUUAUACUCGGCUUCGGUUACCUUUGGCUCUGUGUUGCUGUCAUCGGAGUCGUCGAUGUUGCAAUUAGAAAACAAGGCACAUAUUCUCUGGUAUGGUGGUCAACAGUCUUCCCUCUGGUGACUUUCACAACUGCUUGGCUGGAACUGGCUUUCUCUAUGGAUUCACCAACAUUCAGAGCGUUGGUUUGUGCCCUGACGGUGAUUUUGGUCGUCUCAUUUUUCACUAACCUGGCCUUUACUUUACGGGGUAUUUUCNNCAAUGGAUCGUUGAUCUUUGGCAAGUCUCAAUUAGAGGUUGAAGAAGGCCUGGUCAAGAAGGCCCAAGACGAGAUGAAGACCCGAACAGCUGAGGUG